This is a messenger RNA of Loa loa (African eye worm), 1383 nucleotides long. RefSeq names its product KIN protein. Gene Ontology annotation, molecular function: double-stranded DNA binding. Gene Ontology annotation, cellular component: nucleus. The transcript is spliced from 9 exons. Gene Ontology annotation, biological process: DNA damage response; DNA replication. The record is from RefSeq and is a predicted model, not a curated record. Lineage: Eukaryota; Metazoa; Nematoda; Chromadorea; Rhabditida; Onchocercidae. Bases 1 to 1299 code for a protein of 432 amino acids.
AUGGGUAAAUAUGAGAAGGGAACACCGAAAGAAAUUGCCAAUCGAUGCAAAUCAAAAGGUUUACAAAAACUGAGAUGGUUUUGUCAAAUGUGCAAGAAACAGUGUCGCGAUCAGAAUGGCUUCAAAUGUCAUUUGACGAGUGAAACUCAUCAACGGCAAUUGUUAUUGUUUGCCGAAAAUCCAAACACUUAUCUAAAGGAGUACAGUGAAGAGUUUGAAAAGAAUUUUCUGAAGGUAUUACGAAGCACUUUUGGUACGAAACGCGUUCGUGCCAAUGAAGUUUAUCAGGAAUACAUUCGUGAUAAAAUGCAUACGCAUAUGAAUUCAACCAAAUGGCAUACUCUAACGAAUUUUGUUAUUUAUCUUGGGAAAUCGGGCAAAUGUCACGUUGAUCAAACAGAGAAGGGUUGGUUUAUUGCAUGGAUUGAUCAACAAGAAGAGCUCAGAAAGCAGGAAGCGUUGCAUAAGGUUAAAGCAAUACAUGAUGAUGAAGAACGGUUGCAGCAAUUACUGGAGGGACAAGCAGAAAGAGCUCGUGAAAAACAACAGAAAUCAUUAGAAUCAAGUAAAAGCCAUCCCACGGAAUUACUUCGUACCGGUGAUGAUGAGAAAAUUACUUUUUCUUUGGCGACGAAGAAGCCAACUGAUGAGGAACUCACUAGACCAGGUACGUCAGUUCUUGCGAUGUCUAAUUCCGUAUUUGAUACUAAAAUCAAAAGAGAAAUGAAAUCUGAAUCGGAAUUGGUGGACAAAUCUAAAAAGCACCAAUACAAGGAUGAAUUCCCUAGCGCCUCAACUUCAAAAGGAGAAAUAAAAGAUGAUUAUCGGAAAGAGCAUGAUAAUAUGUUUGUUGAAUCAAAUAAAAAUCGCAAACAAGAUCUGAAGCCAAAGAAAAAUGCCUUGGAUGAAAUUAUGGAAAUGGAAGAACGUCGUAAGGAAAAGCGGAAUAGACGAGACAAUUGGCUUCAUAAAGGGAUUAUUGUAAAAAUUACUACGAAAAAAUUUGGCAAUGAUUUAUACAAAGCAAAAGGCGUGAUAAAGCAAUUAGUGGACGAUUUCACUGCCAUUCUGGAUGUGAACGGGCGUCCAGUGGAGAUCAGCCAAGAAAAUGUUGAAACGGUAAUACCUGCUGUGGGACGUGAGAUGUUGGUUGUUAACGGAGCAUAUCGUGGAACGAAAGCUGUAUUGCAAGCGAUUGAAGAAAAGAAAUUUGCCGUAGUCUUACGCCUUGAUGAAGGUCUCGCUAAAGGAAGAGUUUUAUGCUUACCAUAUGAGGAUGUCUGCAAGCUCAAACAAUGAAAUACUUUGAUACUUUUAUCAGUGAGGUGGUAUCUUACUCGAGGAGAUCCCAAUAGGAUUUCUGGUAUGUUAGUAGCUCUGCUG